AUGAGCAGCUUCUGGCAAGGACUGGCGAGGCCGCUGUACUGCGUCGCGCCCAUGGCAAACGUGACGGAUGCAGCUUUCCGUCAUCUUAUCAGUGAGAUUGCCAAGCCGUCGGUCAUGUGGACGGAGUUUGUCAGCUGUGAGGCUCUGACGCACGACGCGGACUCACGCCGUCGGAUGAUGACUACGCUCAAGUACGCCGAGAAGGAGCGGCCUGUGGUUGCACAGCUUUUCGGCUCAAAGCCCAAGCAAUUCUACGAGUCGGCAAUGAUCGUGCGUGACUUGGGCUUCGAUGGCAUCGAUAUCAAUAUGGGUUGUCCAGAAAGGAAUGUGAAUAAGCAAGGAAGUGGCGCUGCGUUAAUCUUGCAACCGAGCUUAGCGAUGGAGAUUGUGGCUGCCUGUAAACGUGGCGCAGGGGAUCUACCCGUGUCCGUCAAAACGCGCAUUGGUUUCCACCACAUCGAUUACAAGGACUGGGUACUUCGACUGUUGGCGACGGGGGCGGAGGUAAUCACUAUUCAUGGACGGACGCGUGACGAGAUGUCCAAGGUCCCGGCACACUGGGAUAUCAUCGGAGAGGUGGCAACGUUGGCCAAAUCGAUAGGCUCGUCGGCGCUAAUUCUCGGCAAUGGCGACGUUGAAAAUCUCGUUGAUGCACGGCAGAAGGUUGACGAGUACGGAGUCGACGGCGUAAUGCUUGGCCGUGCGUUGUUUGGCAACCCGUGGCUAUUCCAAGGGUAUCCAAACACCACGCAUGUUUCAGUAAAAGAGAAGCUGGAGGUAAUACGACGUCACACACAGCUUUUCCAAGAGCUUUUGGCAGGCCCAAACCUCAUAGGGUUUUCGCGCAUGAAAAAGUUUUAUGGUUCAUACCUAAAAGGGGUGCCGAAUGCGCGUCACCUACGUGAUCGUAUGGCUCGUACGCAAACGCCCGAAGACGUAUAUUACAUCAUUGACGAAGCUCUCGAGCAGCUGAGUACGCAAGAGCACGUACAAUAA
This is a messenger RNA of Peronospora farinosa, 996 nucleotides long. Lineage: Eukaryota; Oomycota; Peronosporomycetes; Peronosporales; Peronosporaceae. The record is from the annotation of a GenBank genome assembly.